CGCCAACCCAAUUGUCGCCAAUUCGACCCACGACUGAUCAAUACCAUCUACACUUUAAAUAUAAGUAUCUCCAUCAUGGCGGUUCGACGGUCUGCCCGCCUACGCAGCCGCCAGCCCUCCGAGGAGUCUCAGGCUGACCCCGUUGUUACUGACAACAAUGCGUCCCGCGACACGAAGACUCACACCAACCCCGAGACCGAAAACGAGGACGUCAAAAUGGCUCGUCUCGGCAAACAGGCGGAAAGAUUGCCCCCCGUGGUGGAGAAUGUGGAGGAUGCUGCUACCUCUACUGAUAAACCUGAGCGGGCGCGCAAGAGAAAGUCCAAAGCUGAGACCGUCUCCAAGAGAAAGUCCAAGGUUGUUGUUUCGGAGCCCGUUGCUGAGCUGAGUGCGGUCCCGGAGACCAAGGCGCCUAUUUCUCAGCCAGCUGUUUCGGAUACCCAAAACCUGUCGACUACAAAGAUUAUGCCUGAACCUGCUAAGCCGACUGCCAAGCCGAUUGCUACUAAAUUACCGACCUCCAAAGCUAUGGCUGAACCCGUGAAGCUAUCGACUCCAAAGAAAACUACCCACACCCCUCUCAAAAACACUCCCCACAAAAAUACCCCCACCAAGACGCCUUCCAGAACCCCCUCCAGCACCUUGGCGCGUCCCCCCCACCAGGAAAUGCAUCCCAGCAAGGUCCACCAAAGCACCACUAAGCAGCCUGACUCUGGCCUGGUCUUGGGCUUCAACCCCAUCAAGAAGGAUGCCGAGGGCAAGAUUGUCAAGGACACCCUGAUCGAAAACACCCCCACCAAGGCCAAGGCCUCGCCCGCCUCCAACUACUACGGCACACCUGCGUUCGAGUUCAAGUUCGCCUGCGACAUGCAGCUCAGUGAUGAGGCCAAGAAGCUCAUGGAGACUGUGCGUCAGGACGCUGCUAAGAUCAAACCCAAGAUAGCCGACCAGCUUGCGCAGACUCGCACCGAGCAGGCGGCGGACCGGAAGAUCGUGCAGCCCAGGGGCAAGGCCGAUCGCUUCAGUGAUGCGCACAUGGCCGAGUUCAAAAAGAUGGACUCCAUUGCCGGUCACGCGUCGGCCUUCCGUGCCACCCCAGGACGCUUCCAGCCGGUGGUGAAGACGCUCAAGAGAACCAACUCCAAGGCGCGUUUGGAUGAAUCGGACCGCACCUCGACAUCACCCUCUAAGAUUGCACGCCCAUCGCCGGCCCCGCCCCCGCCCCGCCCGGCCAGCAACAAACGCGUCAAGCGUGACAUGACCGAUGAUGCGUCUACGCGUCGUCCCACUGAAGCCAGCCCUCCCAAACCCGUCCACACCCGGCCCAGAUCGAUCCGGAGCUCGUUGUUUACCCCAACACGGUCCUCCGCGGCGCGUGCAUCAUCUAGUAUUAAGCCGCCCCGUACCUCGCUGAUCCCCUCGCUCAUGCGAUCCCCUGCUGCGAAGCCAGCCGAUGUGCCGCGCACGCCUCAGACGGAGUUCAACCCGCGCCUGAAGAGCAACCUGCCCACUCUGGGGAACCUGAAGUCGAUCCUCCGCCGCCACCAGCCUUUAUUCUCUAAGGAUCCUGCGAAGAUUGCCGCGGGCACCCAUGUGGCUGCUCCUGAUUUCAGUUCCAACCUCCUUUUCGGAAAGCGGGAAACCGAGGAACCUGCCCAGACGCCAUCGCCUAAGAAGCGCGUGGAGUUCACCCCCAUGGUCGAAGCCCGCCAGGAGGAGGCCUUGUUCUCGCCAUCCCCGUCGAAGACCGUCAGCCCAUCGCGGAUCAUCUCCGAUGUUGUCUAUCCUACUUUGCCUGUGUUGACCCCUGAGCAGAACCACAAGUCUCCUGCCCAGGCGACGACCCCAACUAUUCGCCAUGUUCGUCAGUCGGACGUCCAUGUCAACCCUCUACCUGAGAUUGCGGGCGUGCCGCAUGGGAUUGGCCACAAGAAGAGAACCCGGGAGGCAAGCGAUGAGACCAAGACUGACGACUUGCCUGAGAUUGCGGGUGUGCCGCACGGUAUCGGCCAGAAGAAGAGAAACCGCUCCGCCCUUGAGGAUGAGACUGACGCCGAGAAUGUGCCGCCUGCCGACUCGACUGCCGAAGCACGCAGUGCCAAACGCAUGAAGAUGACCUUGCCUUCCCCGAUCAAGGCACCUGCCCUGAGUGCCCGCAAGGCGGCCCCCAGCCCGGCCAAAGCCAUAAUCAGCCCGGCCAAAGGCACGCUCAGUCCUACCAAGGCCAUCGCCACUCCCAGCAAGGUUCGCUCACAUACUCCCCUUCGAUCGGCCACGGCCAGCCGCAAGAGCACACCGGCGAGUGCACGCCCUCACAGCCGGGGUGUACUGAGCGUCAGCCGGUUGAACAUGCUGGCGCAGCCGAAGAGCCGGCGCUGAGUGGGUAAAGCGAGUUGCAUUUAUGAGCGUUGGACGCGUGAAUUUUGACUGCGAGGUUUCUUGUUGAUGGUUUCUUUGGCAAGGUUGCCGUGUAUUUAGUGCUUCGGAUUGGUGUCUGCGGGACUUUGAUUCAUGUGAAAUUGUAGGCGCUUGGAAUGCAUCCGGCAUGCAGGUGGCGUUUGAGAUUGAUUUGAUGAUGCAGAUACUGAAUGAGACUGUAUUAUAUGUAAUAUCGAGUUGCCGUUUAAUGAGAUGU
This is a messenger RNA of Aspergillus sclerotioniger CBS 115572, 2635 nucleotides long. RefSeq lists its product as uncharacterized. The coding region runs from base 76 to 2379 and encodes 767 amino acids. The transcript is spliced from 2 exons. Lineage: Eukaryota; Fungi; Ascomycota; Eurotiomycetes; Eurotiales; Aspergillaceae. The record is from RefSeq and is a predicted model, not a curated record.